Spirometra erinaceieuropaei is the source of this 3499-nucleotide messenger RNA. The record is from the annotation of a GenBank genome assembly. Lineage: Eukaryota; Metazoa; Platyhelminthes; Cestoda; Diphyllobothriidea; Diphyllobothriidae.
AUGGUCGUAGUGGUCGCUCACUUGCUUGCAGGUGAGACUACUCCUAGCGUCCAUUUGCUGGCACCUAACUGUCACCUGUAGCUCCACGUAGCUGGGCUCUGCUCAGCGGCCACACCCCGGGCAACCGUCUCGACCGGCGGACUAAACCAGGUGAGAGUAUCCGUGCGCGCACCUACACGCGAGGUACUGUGGACUCCGCUGGCCGAAUGGAUCUUCGCGUCGACAUCGUCGAGAGGAGGCUCUGCCUGGAUCAUCGCAGGAGGCCACCAGGUAAGUUCUUCCUCAGGUAAGUGCAUUUGCUCUGUUUCUUCCUUUUGUCUGUUGAAGUUCCGUGUCGUAUGCUGCUCUUGCUGCCUGUCCUCUGUAUGCUAGUCUGUCUGUUAAUAGCUAGACGAAACACUCGCUGCCUGCUGCGACUGUCUGUCUGUCAGUUUAUGCCUCUCUCUGCUAAUAGCUAGGUGUUACGAUGCUUGACGCUUGAAUGGUGCCCUCUCACUUCUGUCUCUAACUGAUGACUGUGUCUGUCUGCCCACUCUAGCUAGCUGUAAGUCCCAUAGCGUUAGGUUGUGUGUAUGCUCUCUGCUACUUCACCCCAUCACAUCACCGUCACCACCAAGGUCCCAGGCUAAUUCGGAUCGUUCUCUCACUAACAUAAGUCGUCGCCCAUAGUGGAGUCCGGCAGCCGUCUGGGAUAACCGAGCAGCCCUGUUCAGGGAUGCGUUGCCUGCCCUCGCGAGGGGGAGGGGGCUAGAACAGGUGCCCUAAAGAUCGCUGGGAACCACGCUGUCUGUAGGCUGGCCGUGGCCGCAGACAAAAAGCACACGGUCGAAACAGCCAAAACCGAAACAACAACAACAACAAUCACUCUCUUCCUCUUCCAACCUAUUCUUCUUCUUCUCCUACUCCUACUUUUCGCCGCCACAGUCGCCAGACCGGCAGGGUGAGCCCGCUCACUCUGGCAGCCUAAAUGUUCUUUCCCUUUCAAACAGUCCGAGGAGCAACCGACCGGAACGGAGGACGGCGCUAGUGGCACGAGAACUGGCGCGCUACAAGGUGGACAUCACCGCACUCAGCGAGAUCCGAUUCUCUGAACAAGGCCAACUGGAGGAGGUGGGUGCCGGAUACACCUUCUUCUGGAGUGGCCGACCCAAGGCAGAGCCCUUGCCAUCCGGAACGACAUUGUGGGACGACUGCCCUGUUUGCCGCAGGGCAUCAACGAUCGCCUGAUGCACCUCCGUCUGCAUCUCCGGGGUGGGGGCAAAUUCGCCACCAUCAUCAGCGCCUACGAUCCGACGAUGACCAGCUCCGACGCCGUCAAAGACAAAUUCUACGAGGAUCUGCACGCCCUCUUGGCGACUGUGUCGAAGGCGGACAAGCUGAUUGUCCUUGGCGACUUCAACGCCCGCGUCGGCACAGACCAUACUGUCUGGAGGGGAGUGAUGGGUCCCCACGGUCUCGGCGGCUCCAACGACAACGGCCUGCUGCUUCUCCGCACCUGCGCAGAACACCGCCUCAUCCUGACGAACACGUUCUUCUGUCUGCCGGAGCGAGAGAAGGCCACCUGGAGGCAUCCUCGGUCGAGCCAGUGGCACCUGCUGGACUAUGUCCUCGUCCGGAGGCGAGAUCAGCGGGACGUGCCGGUGACGAAGGCGAUCGCGGGUGCUGACGGGUGGACCGACCAUCGCCUCGUCAUCUCGAAGAUGCGUAUUUGCCUACAGCCUCGCAGGAGACCACAAGGUAAGUGACCCCCAGGUAAACUGAAUGUUGCUUUGUUGUCUUUGCCUGCUGAUAGUCUUCAUUUCAGCAAUCUGCUAGCUCAACGGCUAGACAACCUUCCUAUCGCUGCCACCGCCGCCGCUGCCGAGAACGCCUCCGUGGAGAACCGCUGGUGUCAACUGCGAGACACGGUCCAGUCGACGGCGCUCGCCGUCCUUUGUCGCGCUCCCCGUCAACACCAGGACUGGUUCGAUGAAAACGACGCCGCCAUCAGAAAUCUGCUUGCUGAGAAGAACCGCCUACACAAAGCCUACGUAGAUCACCCCACUGAGGACAACAAAGUUGCCUUCUACCGCAGUCGCCGCCAACUUCAGCAACGAAUGCGCGAGAUGCAGGACGCCUGGACUGCUCCCAAAGCUGAGGAGAUCCAAGGCUACGCGGACCGCAACGAAUGGAAGAACUUCUUCUCUGCGAUCAAAGCUGUCUACGGUCCGCCGACGAAGGGCGCUGCUCCUCUCCUCAGCGCCGACGGCAGCACUCUCCUGACUGAGAAGACGCAAAUCCUACAGCGAUGGGCCGAGCAUUUCCGAGGCGUCCUCAGCCGCCCCUCCGUCAUCUCCGACACCGCCAUCGCCCGCUUGCCGCAAGUGGAGACCAACGUGGACCUCGACCUCCCGCCAUCUCUCCAGGAGACCAUCAGGGCCGUGCAGCAGCUCUCCGGCGGGAAAGCACCCGGAUCGGACGCGAUCCCUGCUGAGGUCUACAAGCACGGAGGUCCCCAACUGAUGGAUCACCUGACUGCGCUCUUCCAGGGGAUGUGGCGUCAAGGCGAAGUCCCGCAAGAUUUCAAGGACGCAACCAUCGUGCACCUUUACAAGCGAAAAGGGAAUCGCCAAGUCUGCGACAACCACCGCGGCAUCUCCCUACUGAACAUCGCCGGGAAGAUCUUCGCUCGCAUCCUGCUCAACCGCCUCAAUAACCAUCUGGAACAGGGCCUUCUGUCGGAAAGUCAAUGCGGCUUCCGUCGUCAUCGUGGGACCACGGAUAUGAUCUUCGCCACCCGUCAACUUCAGGAGAAGUGUCAGGAGAUGCGGACCCACCUGUACUCUACCUUCGUGGACCUGACGAAAGCCUUCGACACGGUGAAUCGUGAAGGACUGUGGAAGAUCAUGCAGAAAUUCGGCUGUCCGGAGCGAUUCACUCAGAUAGUGCGUCAGCUGCACGACGGUAUGAUGGCGCGAGUCACGGACAACGGGGCUGUCUCGGAGGCAUUCGCAGUGACCAACGGAGUGAAGCAGAGAUACGUGCGGCGCCUAACCUCUUCAGUCUUAUGUUCUCUGCCAUGCUGAUGGACGCCUACCGCGACGAACGCCCCGGGAUCCGCAUCGCCUACAGGACGGACGGUCAUCUCCUGAAUCAACGGCGGAUGCACUUCCAAUCGCGCGUAUCCACAAACGUCGUGCACGAACUCCUCUUCGCCGACAACUGCGCCCUGAACACCACCUCGGAAGAGGAGAUGCAACGGAGCAUGGACCUAUUCUCCGCCGCCUGCGGGAACUUCGGUCUGGUCAUUAACACGCAGAAGACGGUGGUGAUGCACCAACCGCCACCCAACUCAGCCACAGCCCCCAACGCGCCGCCACAAAUCAGCGUGAAUGGGACCCAACUGCAAGUGGUGGAGAACUUCCCGUACCUGGGCAGUGCCCUCUCCCGCAACACCAAGAUCGAUGACGAAGUCGCCAACAGAAUCUCGAAAGCCAGUGAAGCCUUCGGUCGCCUAUAA